Messenger RNA from Alternaria ventricosa, 1539 nucleotides. RefSeq lists its product as uncharacterized. Bases 1 to 1539 code for a protein of 512 amino acids. The record is from RefSeq and is a predicted model, not a curated record. The transcript is spliced from 2 exons. NCBI's taxonomy places the organism in Eukaryota, Fungi, Ascomycota, Dothideomycetes, Pleosporales, Pleosporaceae.
AUGCACCUCAACGGGCCGUACGUGCGAUGGCUACGAUCCGACUUUCAGACCUCCGCCACCAUCAACGCCCUCGCCUCCAGAGUCAUCGAGAAGUUCACCUCAGUCGAUAUCAAGUUGGAGCCUGACGCGGUCUCAUUCGCCACCAUUCGUCUCGAUACCAAAGAGGAGCGAGAUAGUUUCGAGUUCUUCAUGACACAUGCCGUCUCAAAUUUGCGCGGGUUCCUUGAUUCGCCGUUCUGGCAACGAGAACUGCUUCAAGCCGCUCAUCGUGAGCCCGCGAUUCAACAUUGCAUCAUCGCUUUGGGCGCUAUGUAUCGACGCUUUUCCGAAGGCUGCGACUCACGUCUAACCGAGACAGCCAUGCUGGAUAAUUACCUACAAUUCGCUUUGCGUCAGUCGAACCAAGCAAUUCAGGAUUUGUUGAAAAAGCCGAAGGGUAACGACAAAGUAGUCAAAUCAGAUAAGAUCACGCUCAUGACCUGCGCUAUCCUGUUCACCAGCAUGUGUUGUUUGCAGGGCUACCAAAGAGACGCAAUCGAACACGUACGCAGCGGCAUCCGGAUGUUGAACGAAGUGGACCAAGGGAAAGAAAAGUUUGAUCACCCAAUAGAACUGGAGUCUAUACGCACCAUCUUUGUGGGAUUCGAUACGCAGAUCAGGGCGAUAAUGCCAACGCACAUUUCACCAUCCUGGGUCGCGAAGCCCAAGACUAAACCACUGAGCAGCUCAACGAGCAUACUGAGCAUGUCUGCACUACAUGCGAUGUUGGGACACACACAGAGCCUACUAAACAGCAUCCACGCCUUCAACCAAAGAACAAAACUACGCCCCGCGGACGAAGUCGAAGAAGUAUACAUCGAAUACCUCGACCUCAUCUCCCGCUACCACCGCGGCAAACUCACCAUGGACAAUCUGUGGAAACAAGCCCCUGCCUACGGCGAACAAUACACCGAACCCCUCACGGCAUUGGAACUAACACAAGCACAAAUGGAAUUCCUCCUCCGCGCCCCACGAGCCGAUCUAAUCCAGAAAUUCCCCUGUCUAGGCGACUUCAAACCCGCGCGGAAACCUUUCGUCGAACCCUUUGACAUGGCCGCACAAUUCGUCCUCAUCUUCGAACUUGCUGCUAAACUCCUCCCUCUUUCAGGCGCGCAGACACCUAUCUUUCAAACACCUGUUGGUCCCACAUCCGCACUCUGGGCCAUCGCUGUGCGCGCACCGUCUUCGUGUCAAGCACUGCGCAAGCGCGCUGUAAAGCUCAUGUUGAGCCAUCCCCGACGGGAAGGGUUCUGGGAUGGCAUGCUGGCGGGGCAGAUUGCGGAAGAGGCGUUGAGGUUAGAACAAGAACGUGCGCGAGCGGAGAUGGGUAUCGAGGAAGAUGAGAUAUGUGCGGAGCUGGAGGUGCCGGAGCAUUUGCGCAUUAUUGCGUUCUAUUUGACGCAUCCGAAAGAUAGUGAUCGGACGGUCAAGGUUGAGUUCUCGGAUGCGAGGGAUUUGGCGAUUGGGAUUCCGGGGUCGGUUAAGUGGAUUACUUGGUGA